Effrenium voratum is the source of this 309-nucleotide messenger RNA. Lineage: Eukaryota; Dinophyceae; Suessiales; Symbiodiniaceae. The record is from the annotation of a GenBank genome assembly.
AUGUCCUCUGUUUUGCAGCAGCAGGAUAAUGCAGCAUGCAAGGAUCUCUGUGCACUUGCAGAUAAGCAUAACAUUGGCCUUGCCAGUUUGUUGCCCCAUCCGACUUCCUUGUCAAAAGGGAGCGAUCAGAAGCCUUCCCGAGAGCGAGGCCGUGUCAAGCCCGUCAGAGCCACUGUUGACCUGUGUGCUGUUUCUUUUCCAGAGGGCUUGUUCAUAAAUGCCGAUGGCACUCGGGCCGCCAUUCACCGGGACUUCUCACUGAUGCACCGAGGUGUUGUGCUCCACCCACAGAUUUGGCUCAUCCUGUAA